AGGUAAUUCUGGCAGUGAUACUCGGCUCCGUAGCUCUCGUCUCAGCCGUAGGCAACAGCCAUACCCAUCUUUCAAACCAUCUCGGGUAUAAAUAUGGCUACGACAUCCACCACGACCACCAUGCACCUUGGCACGGUUACGCGCAUCCUCAUGGGUACGGUGGUUUCGGCGAUGAUCAUGGUCACGUCGCCUAUGGCGGUGCUGACCAGUACGGUGGGUUUGGCGGCAACACCGGAGGCUUCGGUGGCGCUGGGUUUGGCGGUCUUGGAGGACUCGGAGGAGCUGGAUUUGGUGGAGGACUGGGAGGAGCUGGAUUUGGUGGAGGACUUGGAGGAGCUGGAUUUGGCGGUGGUCUUAGGGGCUGAUCUGAUCUCAAACAAUCUUGAAAUAAAUUAAAACUACCCUAUUUA
Messenger RNA from Homalodisca vitripennis (glassy-winged sharpshooter), 410 nucleotides. RefSeq lists its product as uncharacterized. NCBI's taxonomy places the organism in Eukaryota, Metazoa, Arthropoda, Insecta, Hemiptera, Cicadellidae. The record is from RefSeq and is a predicted model, not a curated record. Bases 94 to 396 code for a protein of 100 amino acids. The transcript is spliced from 2 exons.